Messenger RNA from Klebsormidium nitens, 393 nucleotides. The record is from the annotation of a GenBank genome assembly. NCBI's taxonomy places the organism in Eukaryota, Viridiplantae, Streptophyta, Klebsormidiophyceae, Klebsormidiales, Klebsormidiaceae.
AUGUUCAACAGCUCGAGUGUACCACAAUUUUUGCAUAUAGGCACCAAUGAUAUCGUCCAGCUGCUUGCGGACGAUUGGUCGUCUCCACCCGGCGGGGAGAAGAGGUGGAGAACCGGGGGAGACAUGUCUCCCCACCUGUCUCCCCCACUUCUCCCCGGGGGAAGGAGAACCGUCACUCUCCACCCCCUCUCCCCCACCGGAGGAGAAUUCUUCCCACUUUUCUCCCCCACUCAAAAAGGGGAGACUUUCUCCCCCACGAAGUUCAGGAGGGGAGACCUUUCUCCCCCCCUUAUGUGGGGAGAAUUCUCCACCACCGGGCUCCGACCGGGGGAGAAUGUGUUCUCCGCCCCCUUGGGGGAGAUAAGGAGGGGAGAAGGGGGGGGAGAAGACUAA